Drosophila arizonae is the source of this 1137-nucleotide messenger RNA. RefSeq lists its product as uncharacterized. Gene Ontology annotation, biological process: regulation of DNA-templated transcription. The record is from RefSeq and is a predicted model, not a curated record. Gene Ontology annotation, molecular function: DNA binding. NCBI's taxonomy places the organism in Eukaryota, Metazoa, Arthropoda, Insecta, Diptera, Drosophilidae.
GGGAAGCAUUCGAUUUUCAGUUUUAUUUUUGGCAUUUUAUUAUUUAUUUAUUUAUUGUGGAAAAUUCGUGAAAAAGUCUCAUCGAGAUAGUCUGCAAUGUCGACUAACGAUCUAGUGUUGACCGAGGCCAUGCGACAGCGCUACCUGAAGUAUACCAUACACGUGGGCCGUGCAGACAACGAUGGCUUCGAUGCCGGGCUUGGCACCAUAGAUCUGGUGAGCCACCCGGAGCAGCAGGCGGGACAGACUCAGCUGGGCGCCAGGCCAAUGGUAGCUCCGAAUGUCGAAGGGGCAACCCUAAUGCAGUUCGAUGGACUGAUACGAAGCUAUGACAAGAACAUACACCAGAUCCUGGAAGAGGAGCUGCCGACACGCCGCGGCAACCUGCCGCCGCAUGCCGUGAAGAUCCUCAAGUGCUGGCUGUACGAGCACCGCUACAACGCCUAUCCCAGCGAGGUGGAGAAGCGCAUUCUCGCCCACAGGGGCAACAUCAUGGUGCAGCAGGUGAACAACUGGUUCAUCAAUGCGCGCCGCCGCAUUCUCCCCGGCAUGAUACGCCGCGACGGCAACAAUCCGUCGCACUUCACCAUCUCACGCCGCAACAAGAAGGCGAUGCUGAGCGCCGAGGCAAACAGCGCUGAUUCGAAUAACAGCAAGAUUGAAACUCACCAGGAUGAGGGCUCUCCAGACUCGAAACUGCUCGCUAUGGCCACAAAGGAUAUCAACGCAGCCCUUAUGUCCAAAAGCAACCAGUCGUAAGCAGCGAUACCAUUGUGAAUCAAGCGGGAACUAACGAACGACAAAAUGGGAACCAUAAUUAAAUAAAAUACUCAACACAUACACACACACACAGUCAUACAGCAGCUCAACUCAGGCAUCACUCAAUUACUCUACAUUCAAUUCGAAGUUCAGCAUUAUCAAGUGUAUGCAAAUCUUUGCUGGGAAUCAGCUUAGGUGAAGUAUUACACUCUGCUUGUUUACUGUCCAGAUGGAACUGUAUUUAUACCAAACAAACACUUGACAAUGGAAUCGCUCGAGACAUUCGAAUAUCACACAGCUCUUACAAGCAUCAAACUAUAUUCUGUUACUAAUCUAACUUGAUAUCUAAAUAAAUCUUACAUGCAUCAUCUGAAAAUG